AUGCAAUUUGACUAUUUCUUGGCUUACUGGCAAAAGGCUUCAAAUGUAGUCGCCGCUGAUGCCGACCACGAGCAUUACGUUUACGCAUCUCCACCGCCGCUACCUUAUGUUUACAAGUUACCACCACUACGACACCACAAGCCAACAUGGCCACCUUACUAUCAUAAAUCACCACCGCCAACAUCGCCUUCAACACAACCACCAUACUACUACAAAUCACCUCCUCCUCCAUCACAAAUACCCCUUCCACCCUCUUAUUAUUACAAGUCGCCGCCACCACCUUCUUCAUCACCCCCACCUCCUUACGUGUACAAGUCCCCACCGCCACCUUCUCCAUCUCCGCCUCCUCCCUAUGUCUAUAAAUCCCCGCCACCACCAUCUCCACCACCACCUCCUCCUUACAUUUAUAAAUCCCCACCACCACCAUCGCCAUCACCUCCUCCUCCUUAUGUCUACAAAUCACCACCACCACCCUCUCCGUCACCCCCACCUCCUUACUUAUACAAAUCCCCACCACCACCAUCGCCAUCACCACCUCCACCUUAUAUCUACAAAUCACCACCACCACCUUCUUCCUCACCCCCGCCUCCUUAUGUAUACAAGUCCCCACCACCACCAUCUCCAUCUCCGCCUCCUACUUAUGUCUACAAAUCCCCACCACCACCAUCUCCACCACCACCACCUCCUUAUAUUUACAAAUCCCCACCGCCACCAUCUCCAUCACCACCACCUCCGUACAUUUACAAAUCCCCACCACCACCAUCCCCCUCACCUCCUCCACCUUAUGUCUACAAGUCACCACCACCACCAUCUCCAUCACCUCCUCCUCCUUAUGUUGACAAAUCCCCACCACCACCAUCGCCAUCACCACCUCCACCUUAUAUCUACAAAUCACCACCACCACCUUCUUCCUCACCCCCGCCUCCUUAUGUAUACAAGUCCCCACCACCACCAUCUCCAUCUCCGCCUCCUACUUAUGUCUACAAAUCCCCACCACCACCAUCUCCACCACCACCACCUCCUUAUAUUUACAAAUCCCCACCACCACCAUCUCCAUCACCACCACCUCCGUACAUUUACAAAUCCCCACCACCACCAUCCCCCUCACCUCCUCCACCUUAUGUCUACAAGUCACCACCACCACCAUCUCCAUCACCUCCUCCUCCUUAUGUUGACAAAUCCCCACCACCACCAUCGCCAUCACCACCUCCACCUUAUAUCUACAAAUCACCACCACCACCUUCUCCCUCACCCCCGCCUCCUUACGUAUACAAGUCCCCACCACCACCAUCUCCAUCUCCACCUCCUCCUUAUGUCUAUAAAUCCCCACCACCACCAUCGCCAUCACCACCUCCACCUUAUGUCUACAAAUCACCACCACCGCCAUCUCCUUCACCACCUCCACCUUACGUUUACAAAUCCCCACCGCCACCAUCUUCAUCACCACCACCCCCUUAUCUUUACAAAUCUCCACCACCACCAUCGCCAUCACCACCUCCUCCCUAUGUCUAUAAAUCCCCACCACCACCAUCUCCAUCACCACCACCUCCGUACAUUUACAAAUCCCCACCACCACCAUCCCCCUCACCUCCUCCACCUUAUGUCUACAAGUCACCACCACCACCAUCUCCAUCACCUCCUCCUCCUUAUGUUGACAAAUCCCCACCACCACCAUCGCCAUCACCACCUCCACCUUAUAUCUACAAAUCACCACCACCACCUUCUCCCUCACCCCCGCCUCCUUACGUAUACAAGUCCCCACCACCACCAUCUCCAUCUCCACCUCCUCCUUAUGUCUAUAAAUCCCCACCACCACCAUCGCCAUCACCACCUCCACCUUAUGUCUACAAAUCACCACCACCGCCAUCUCCUUCACCACCUCCACCUUACGUUUACAAAUCCCCACCGCCACCAUCUUCAUCACCACCACCCCCUUAUCUUUACAAAUCUCCACCACCACCAUCGCCAUCACCACCUCCUCCCUAUGUCUAUAAAUCCCCACCACCGCCAUCUCUAUCACCACCACCUCCGUACAUUUACAAAUCCCCACCACCACCAUCACCCUCACCUCCUCCACCUUAUGUCUACAAGUCCCCACCACCCCCAUCUCCACCUCCUCCCCCUCCUUAUGUCUACAAAUCCCCACCACCACCAUCUCCAUCCCCUCCUCCUCCUUAUGUGUACAAUUCACCACCACCACCUUCUCCAUCCCCUCCUCCUCCCUACGUGUACAAAUCACCACCUCCGCCGCCGUCACCUCUUUCUCCUCCGCCAUACUACUACACUUCUCCUCCUCCUCCCAAGCAUUACUAA
Molecule: messenger RNA, 2313 nt
Organism: Ilex paraguariensis (yerba mate)
Lineage: Eukaryota; Viridiplantae; Streptophyta; Magnoliopsida; Aquifoliales; Aquifoliaceae
Source: the annotation of a GenBank genome assembly